UUUACAUAAUUAAUAAUUACUUUAAUAUUUACCUUUUUCACGUAUUUCACACGCGGACUUAACAAAAAAACUAAACCACUCUACUCUUUACAACAGAAAAAAAAACUUACACAACAAAUUAAAAAGCUAACCACAAAAAAAUAAAAAAAUGCUACAGAAUCGAUUAGUAGCACCAUUUACCCAAGAAAACCCGUUGUGGGUGUCUUGGCAUGAUUCGCAAUUGAUUCCGUCGUUGAAUCCUUCCAAUGUUAUGGAUUACUUUUCGCGCAAAUCAAACCCGUUCUACGAUAGGGUUUGUAAUAACGAGACAGUUCGGAUGCAACAUAUGAGUUUGGAUCAGUUAAACAACAUGAUUGGAGUAGAAUAUAUUCUUUUGCAUGUAGCCGAACCAAUUUUGUAUGUCAUUCGGAAACAACAUCGACAUAGUCCAACUGAAGCAACCCCAUUAGCUGAUUAUUAUAUUAUUGCUGGAAUGAUUUACAAAGCUCCCGAUCUAGCUAACGUUAUUAACUCUCGAAUUCUUUCAACUGUAACCAAUCUUCAAUCAGCAUUUGAAGAAGCCAGUAACUACUCACGAUAUCAUCCAAAUAAGGGCUACACAUGGGAUUUUGCUUCAAAUAAAGUUUUAUCGGACAAAUCCAAAGCGGCUACCAAGAAGGAUGCAUCACAAACUAAAGAUGAAAGUGGUACUAUUUUUCAAAUGCAACGCGUUGAUAUGCUUCUAAUGGAACUUCUUCGCAAAUUCCCACCACCAAUUCCACCACAAAUCCAACAACAACAGCAGCAGCAAAAUCAGAAUAUUCGACCUGAUGGGCAAGAUGGUAUGCUGGCCAUCAAACAAGAACCCAAUACGAAUAACUCAAAUGUUCCCGAGGCAAGUCCCACACCUGUGCAAGGUGGAGUUGAUAUUAAAGUUGAAAAUGUCGAUAUGAAACCACCACCAGAGAAAAAAAUAAAGCUGCAAUAAAAUUAA
This is a messenger RNA of Episyrphus balteatus (marmalade hoverfly), 973 nucleotides long. RefSeq names its product mediator of RNA polymerase II transcription subunit 6 (gene MED6). The transcript is spliced from 5 exons. NCBI's taxonomy places the organism in Eukaryota, Metazoa, Arthropoda, Insecta, Diptera, Syrphidae. Gene Ontology annotation, molecular function: transcription coactivator activity. The record is from RefSeq and is a predicted model, not a curated record. Gene Ontology annotation, cellular component: mediator complex; core mediator complex. Gene Ontology annotation, biological process: regulation of transcription by RNA polymerase II. Bases 149 to 967 code for a protein of 272 amino acids.